GACGUGUACAGUGAAUGGUGUGGGCCGUGUUCCAGUAUGACCGGGCACCUGCGACGCAUCAAGCUUGAGCUGGGAGAUGAGUAUCUAACCCUCGCUAUGGCAAGAGCUGAUUCCAUCGAGGCAUUGACGAACUUCAGGGGGAAGGCAGAGCCGACAUGGCUUUUCCUUGGGUCCGGAAAGCCUAUGACAGUGAUCCACGGGGCAGACGGCCCUCAGUUGCUUAACACUAUCAGGAGGCUGCUCAAAGUGGAGGUGGCCGCCCUCAAGGGUCGUGGCGAGCGCCAGGUGGUGCUGUUGGACUCACUACUGAAGCCUGAAGAAGUGGUAGAACCUGACGAGGACUUGGACGACGCGGAGGGCGAGCUGCACAACUUAGAUGACAGUGAAGAGAACUCAGAAGCAGAGGAGACGGUGCUCCAGCAGGGUGUUCUCUUCAUCCUGCCACACAUCAUCUCCCAGGACAAGGCAGAGAUCUUCCUCUCCAAUGUGGUGGCCGCAGGUUUUGAAAUCGCUGGUCAUGUGCAGGAAGAACUUACUCGGAAGGAGCUCCAUGACCUGCUUUGCUCUCAUGGGUCUGAAGAAGAGGAGGAAGAGGAGAAAGAAAUUAGGGCUGACAACAAUGAGGAAGAUGGUUCUCAGGCUGGAAAUAUGGAGGAGAGCCUCGCCGGAAAUGACAACACAGAUAAGACGGCAGAGACAGCGGAAGAGGAGACAGUGAAUGAGAGUGAAGGUGCAGAGGAAAAGACAGCCGAAGGAGUUGAUUGUGACACCCAAGAUGACGUGCAGCACUGGGAGGAGCAGCUCAGUCACGGUCCACUCUAUAUGUUACUGCUCAAGGUGGAGGAAGGCUGCGUGGUAACCACCUGGUACCAAGUACUCGGACCUCCGGACUUGGAGAUGGCUCGGAGGGACCAACCAGAGUCGUUAGUGGCGCAGUUUGGUGAGGUGGAAUAUGUAGUGCCUGCCUGGCUGCCUCGGGGACGCCAACUACAGGAACGCCUUGGGCUGAGGUUCUUCCCUCCGCCGCCAGAUGCCUCAGUGCCCAGACUUUUGCUGCUGCCCGACACCGACCAUCACCAGGUGUUGGAGAACAUGAGUGUGGGUGGAGUGCGGGUAUUGGCUCACACUCAAGCCACACUUCAGCAGGAGGCACUGCACAGUGUUCCCAGUCUCAACGCCUCACACGAACUCACCAAUGCCGUUGGGUCAGUCGUGCUGGCGGUGGUUGUGGAUGGAGAGGGAUAGAGGAGUGUGUGGCGGAGUUCUUGCCGCUACAUCUCUCCCAGGACACAAACAGCUCCCAGGCGGAAGUGGAACAUUUCUUCCCAGACUUGCUCAGUGCUCAAGACCACCAAGAUGAACCACAGACUCAGAUGCAGAUUGAACAGAACAAAGAGAGCAAUGGAGAGUGACUUUCUGUAUCUUGAGUCAAGUAAUUGUGACUAGCUAGAAAUCUUAAAUACUUGCAUGCUUAACAAGUGUGAACUGUAAGUGUAAUAAUAGGUCGAAGUAUAAUUACAGUACUUAUUGAAAAUGCCAUCUAAGAACUUGGACAGAUUAAACCUAUCACUAGAGGUGAUUGAGGACUGCUUAUUGUGUGCAUCAGUAAAUUAUGAAUGCAUUUUGUUGCACUAUUUGUGUGUGUGUGUAAUGCAAAAAACAUUUCUUAACAAUUCUAUAAUAAGAAGAGAAAAGAUUGUUACACUUAAGCAAGCAGGUGUA
Homarus americanus (American lobster) is the source of this 1722-nucleotide messenger RNA. Its product is annotated as thioredoxin domain-containing protein 6-like. NCBI's taxonomy places the organism in Eukaryota, Metazoa, Arthropoda, Malacostraca, Decapoda, Nephropidae. The transcript is spliced from 11 exons. The record is from RefSeq and is a predicted model, not a curated record. The coding region runs from base 37 to 1245 and encodes 402 amino acids.